Molecule: messenger RNA, 345 nt
Organism: Penicillium malachiteum
Lineage: Eukaryota; Fungi; Ascomycota; Eurotiomycetes; Eurotiales; Aspergillaceae
Exons: 2
Coding region: 1-345 (114 amino acids)
Source: RefSeq, a predicted model, not a curated record
AUGCAUUUUGGCGUUCAUCUAAAUGCUAUUAUCGCUACCAUCGCCAUUGCUAUCACCACUACCACCACCGUCGCUAUCGUUAUUGUCAUUAUCAUUAUCAUCGCCAUUACCAUCGCCAUCGCCAUCGCCAUCGCCAUCGCCAUCGCCAUCGCCAUCGCCAUCGCCAUCGCCAUCGCCAUCGCCAUCGCCAUCGCCAUCGCCAUCGCCAUCGCCAUCGCCAUCGCCAUCGCCAUCGCCAUCACUAUUACCACUAUCAUUACUACCAUACUUAUACUUACCCUUAAUCUCAUGCUGAGACCCAGACCAGUAAACACCCUCUUUGAUAAACACAGGGGUAACAUCUAG